Molecule: messenger RNA, 895 nt
Organism: Sinocyclocheilus grahami
Lineage: Eukaryota; Metazoa; Chordata; Actinopteri; Cypriniformes; Cyprinidae
Exons: 3
Coding region: 290-895 (201 amino acids)
Source: RefSeq, a predicted model, not a curated record
AACUUCCACUAGACCACUUUGUUAUAUGCCAGAAGAGUCAAAGAAACGGAAAUUGGAGUAUGGUUGUAUAAAUUCAGAACCCCAGUUGCCAGUUGGAGAAACGCCAGAAUUGCAACAGGGGAAAAAAAAGAGAAAUUGCUUGAAAUGUUUCAAAAUAAGGAAAGCAAUGUAAAGACAAUCUACAACUUGAUGACUGCUACCUACACCCCCCCAAAGAAAUGACAUCCAAUCUGGAAAGGAAACCAAAGAGUUACUUGAUGAGUGGCCAUAUCUUUUCCAGGCAGAAGGAAUGAAAGCACACUUUAAAGAGCUCACUGGCAUUGACGUGAACAACAGCUUUGAAGAAGCCACUACCAGUAAAUUCAGAAGAAUAUCAGAGUACUUUCAGUUUCAGUGCACAGAAAGAGCAAGCAGAGCAGGGAGAAUCCUCACCAAGAUUAGGACUGGAGGGGAUCAUGUUUGUGGGGCAGUGAUGUUGCUGCCUGCCCAUUUCAAAAAUGACCAAGAUCAGUUUCUUGUGAUGGUAGAAGACACUUGUGUUCCAAAUGAUAUAUGCCCAGAGCAGCUUCCACCUACUCCAUGUAUAGUAGUGUGUGGAGAGAACCCACUGACAGCCAGUGUAUACAUGGGAGCGGUAGACCAGAUGAUUGUGAAUGACCAUCUCUUGAGUUUUACUGAGGCACUGUAUCUGAUGUUUUACCUCUACUACAUAUUGAACAUCAGUUACCCUGUAGAACUGUGGGCCACACUAGAAUUCUUGCAAAGGUGUAUCUUCUGGAUAAAUCCACAUAAAGGUACCAAGGUGCAAAAGAGAGAGAAAAAGCGAGUGUACUCUGUCAACCCAAAAGUAUUGAGUCUCACAUCAAAAAUUGCUGCAUUUGACUGGGGAGACUAA